Gordionus sp. m RMFG-2023 is the source of this 1058-nucleotide messenger RNA. RefSeq names its product ribonuclease H1-like. The transcript is spliced from 8 exons. Gene Ontology annotation, biological process: DNA replication, removal of RNA primer. Bases 24 to 911 code for a protein of 295 amino acids. The record is from RefSeq and is a predicted model, not a curated record. NCBI's taxonomy places the organism in Eukaryota, Metazoa, Nematomorpha, Gordioida, Chordodea, Parachordodidae. Gene Ontology annotation, molecular function: nucleic acid binding; magnesium ion binding; RNA-DNA hybrid ribonuclease activity.
UAAAAUUUGAAAUGUGAAUCUGUAUGAUCAAAUUUUUUAUAGUUUCAACAAAAAUUAUAUAUGAGUAUUACGCAGUAUUAUUAACUAGAAAUAUAAAUAUAUUUAGAUUCUCAAAUUUACCUUCUGUCAUGCCAUGGUAUGCUGUUAAAAAUGGAAUUAAACCUGGAAUAUAUUUAACAUGGGAUGACUGUAAACAAAUGGUUAAAGGUUUUUCAAAUGCAUCAUUCAAGAAAUUUAAUACAGAAAAUGAAGCACUGGAAUUUUUGCAUGGCAAUAAGAAUUCCCUUCAAACUGAAAAAGUCAUACUUAAGAAGGACAAUCAAUUUUUUAUCAAAAAUAAUCAGAAAAAAUUAAUAUCACCAAAAAGACAGAAACGAAAUAAAAAAUCUUUAGAUAUAAAUGAAGUAAACUAUGUGAAGGUUUAUGUUGAUGGAUGCUGUUUUUCUAAUGGAUUAGAUGGAGCUCGUGGUGGUAUAGGUGUUUAUUGGGGUCCAGAUGAUAUUAAAAAUGUCAGUGAACCUCUUUUUGAAAAUGAGAUUGAACUUAGUUCUUUUAAAAAUCUUGAAACACCUUGUAAUGCACCUGAUAAACCUACUAAUAACAAAGCAGAAAUUAAAGCAGCUCAUAUAGCUAUAUUACAAGCUAAAAGACUUGGAAUUGAAAACCUAGAAAUACAUACAGAUAGCCUUUUACUGAUUAAUUCAAUCACAAAGUGGAUGCCUAAAUGGAAAAGUUCAAACUGGAAAACAUCUGCUGGUACAAAUGUCAAAAAUAAAGUUGAACUUAUGACAUUGAGUGAUGAUAUUAAAGAAGGGAUUAAUAUAAGAUGGGUUUAUGUCAGAGGCCAUAUGGGUAAUAUAGGAAAUGAAGCUGCCGAUCGUUUAGCUAAAUUAGGCGCAUCAAAAUCUUAAUUCAAUUUUUUUUAGAUGCCAUUUUUAUUAAAAAUAAUAGUGUAUAUAAUAUUUUUGAUUUUAAUAUCGUAUAUGUUAUGUUUAAAUUAAAAUAUUUUACAUUAUAUUAAUGGGUACUUGGAUAAUAAUAAAAUAAUUUAUCUUUUA